Messenger RNA from Danaus chrysippus (African queen), 498 nucleotides. NCBI's taxonomy places the organism in Eukaryota, Metazoa, Arthropoda, Insecta, Lepidoptera, Nymphalidae. The record is from the annotation of a GenBank genome assembly.
AUGAUGGCUGAAGAUACGACAGCCGACGCAACCAGACGGCUAAACGUUAAAAAACAAACAUUGGACGAUGCGUACGCUGCCCCCGCGAACUUCUUAGAAAUCGACGUGGUAAAUCCUGUUACGAUGGGAGUCGGAAAAAAACGCUUUACGGAUUACGAAGUUCGCAUGAGGACCAAUCUCCCGGUGUUUAAAGUGAAAGAGUCCAGCGUCCGGCGACGGUACAGCGACUUCGAAUGGUUAAGAAACGAACUCGAGAGAGACAGUAAGAUAGUAGUUCCGUCCCUGCCCGGUAAAGCAUUAAAAAGACAGCUCCCAUUUAGAGGUGACGAUGGCAUAUUUGAAGAGGAAUUUAUUGAAGAUCGUAGAAAGGGUCUCGAGGUGUUUAUAAACAAAAUAGCAGGUCACCCGCUGGCCCAGAAUGAGAGAUGCCUGCAUAUGUUCCUACAGGAACCAUCGAUCGAUAAGAAUUAUGUUCCCGGCAAGAUACGGAACCCAUAA